Messenger RNA from Cladocopium goreaui, 2445 nucleotides. The record is from the annotation of a GenBank genome assembly. NCBI's taxonomy places the organism in Eukaryota, Dinophyceae, Suessiales, Symbiodiniaceae.
AUGGCUCUAAGUGGACAUAAAGCCUGGCAGUGCCCUACCUGGCAGUGCCCAGAUGAAGGCAGCAUCGCCGAGGGAGCUGCUGCGAAAGAUUAUUGUCGCCAAAGGACGGCCUCCUUGCGCUACACGGCUUCCAGGGCGGUGCGGGCCACCCCCAAACUACCGGUGGAGGAAAUCUUGGAGGACUUGAAGAGUGCCUUAAAUCGACCUCCACAUGCAGCCGUUUUGGUUGCACCGCCGGGUGCAGGAAAAACCACGGCUGUGCCAUUGGCUUUGCUUGACGAUAUACCAGGAGGCAUCGUGGUGACAGAGCCGCGCCGGAUGGCUGCAAGGGCCGCCGCUCGACGCAUGGCGUCCAUGUUGGGUGAAGCAGUUGGGUGUCCCAAAGGAAGCCUGGUGCCUCAGGAGUUCGUCGGCAGCUGUUGGCUCAACCCGUGGAGUCGUCUUCGACACGUGCGUCAAAGAAACGCCAUGGGCGUGUCCGGUGCUCCGCUGACGGCCAUCUUGGGCGCCACGCUAUUUCAGCUGGUCCCCUGGGUGUUGCCCCAUCUUAGGGUGCGCGCAGCGUGGUGCUGGCCCAAUGAUCCUCCCAAGUGCGUCAUUCCAACCGUGACGGGUGGAUCUUGCAUCAAUGCGACGGGUGUUGCAGUGACAGAGCUUCAACCAGGGGAGAACUGCACACCCACGUGUGAUGCUGGCCUGAAUGUGACGGGUUCAUGCAGCACGCUCCUGUGCCCACCAUCAGUUCCAGGCACCAACAACUUGUGUACAGCAGAUCAGGGAGGGCUUUGGUGGCCCUAUUGUGGUUAUGGCCCUGCUUGCGUUCGAGGUGUCUUUACCUUGGAUGCAACAGGCUAUUCAACCAGUACUCAGACCUAUACCUUUGGUCACUAUUCCUGUGCAGAUCCGAACGGCCCAGACGCCGCCAGCAUCUGUGGGGGCCUGGUCGAUUUGGUGAUUCCAACCACGGAUGGUCCCACAGAUGCUGAAAUUUUGGACAGUGGCACAAUUGGCCUCGUUGCUGCCCUCUUCUUCGUAGCGCUGAUGGGUAUGCUCUUCUCCCUUUGCUGUACUGGCAGCUGUGCAAGGCUUUGGUUCAAACCAGGUCCAAAGCAAUGGACUCCAGCCAAUGUGAUGGGCAUCCUUGCCGUAAUCAUCGCAGUGGUGGCGGCGUGCUGCCUUCCGAAUAGCUACAAGUCCACUGGCAUAGCCGCUGGACUCGGCACUGCCCUCACGCUGGUGUGGUCCUUCUUCAAGUUGGGCGCGCACGACGUUUUGCAGAUGACCAGAGAGGCAGCGUGGCGAAUCCAUGCAGUGAUCGGCAUGCUGACCCUGGUGGUGGGUAUUGUCCAUGGCGUGUUCGCCUUCAUCCAGGUGGAGAGGCAAGUUUUCACCGAGUGGCACUUCCUACUGGGUUUCAUCGGGCUUAUCUUGAUGAUUUUUGGCGUGUUGCCUGCCCAUCUGGUGCACUAUGACAAGUUCAAGUUGAUACACUUCAUGAGUUUUUGGGGCUACCUGCUUUGCUUCAUUCACAUGAUUGGCCAUGCAGUGUACCUGCAGUCCGUGGCAGCUAUCGCAGUCGCAGGAGCAAAUGGACUUGCGUUGCUCCUCUUCUUCGUUCAAAAGAUUUGGGUGAAGGCGACCGCGGGAAAGGUUGAAACCAAGUCCUUGGAAUUGGUGGAUGAGACUGGUGGGCAGCAUUUGUUCCUCAACAUGCAUGUGCCGAACUUCAGCUUCAAAGCCGGGCAGUGGGGCCAUUUGACGGUGCCCAGCCUGGGCUCCGUACCCCAUCCCUUCACCCUGGUUCCGGGCGAUGGAGACUCCAACGUCAGGAUCUUCAUGAAGAUUAAUCGUAGCGGCUUUACCGCCAAGCUGGCCAAAGCUUGUGCAGGUGGCACCGCGCCUCCGAUGAAGUUGGAGGGUCCGCACGGUCUUCCUUGUGUACCAGCGAAAGGUAUGCAGCGAACUGUCUUUGUCUUUGGAGGUGUCGGCAUCACCCCUGGCCUGUCCUUGGCCAAAGCUGCCAGUGACAUCUCCGGGCGAAAGGUCGCAUUGUAUUGGUCUUUGCGCAGCUUGGAGCUCUUAAAGCGCGCGGCUCCAUUGCUGGAGCCUCACCUGGAGCUGAGUCAGAGUUGCGUACAGCUCAACGGUUCCGGGACGCAAGAGGGCGGCACAGAUCUGCCUCUGCAGGCCAAGUAUGACCUCAAGGAUCUGUAUCAGUGGUUGGAUAAUGUCGGGCAGGUUUACGUUAAGGAGGGUGUCAGCAACGCCAUGGUCUUCGUCUGCGGCCCACCUGGCUUGGCGGACGCCGCCAAGGCGGCCGCGAAGAAGUCUGCUGGUGGCAUCCACUGGCACGUCCACGUGGAGGAAUUUUUGUUCCUUCCCUCCUUGAGUUUGGGUUCGAAGCGGCCCCCAACUGCACCAACCCCAGCAAAAUACACACAAUGA